AUGAACGGAGAAGCCAUAUGUUACGGCUAUUAUCCUAGCAUUGAGCUAGAAUCGAUGCUUCUGAUCAAGUGCGAGAAAUGCGGCAUGCUUCUAAAGGAUGUCGGUUAUGGGCACCACAUGCGGUCCCAGCAUGGGUUACGCACCGAUUCCGGUUCCAGUGAUGAGUGUCAAUCGUUCCUUCUAUCCCCUCCACAUCAUGUUGUUUCCCCGCGUAGUACCACUGCUGAGAAGCCGUUUGUGUCACCGCCAUAUCGACGGCCGUCAACCUCAGCUGCAUCUCCAAGGGUAAGCUCGGGACAAAAUGGAACAAUUAUGUCGCGGACGAUCUCGCCCAGAUAUUCUAUCGAACAGAAAGAAGAUCUCAAGGUCUCACUACGACCAUCCAGACGUGAAGUAGGCUUUCCAGCUAGGUCUAUUCUUUUUUUGGAUUCUGUAGGUCCGAAUUUCUGUGGUAUCUUCUCAAUAUAG
Messenger RNA from Gongylonema pulchrum, 468 nucleotides. NCBI's taxonomy places the organism in Eukaryota, Metazoa, Nematoda, Chromadorea, Rhabditida, Gongylonematidae. The record is from the annotation of a GenBank genome assembly.